Apus apus (common swift) is the source of this 1461-nucleotide messenger RNA. Its product is annotated as G-protein coupled receptor 183-like. The record is from RefSeq and is a predicted model, not a curated record. Lineage: Eukaryota; Metazoa; Chordata; Aves; Apodiformes; Apodidae. Gene Ontology annotation, cellular component: membrane. Gene Ontology annotation, biological process: G protein-coupled receptor signaling pathway. Gene Ontology annotation, molecular function: oxysterol binding; G protein-coupled receptor activity.
AUGGAGACCAGUGGUGUACCUCAGAGGUCCAUACUGGGUCCAGUCCUGUUCAACACCUUCAUUAAUGAUCUGGAUGACAGGACAGAGUGCCUCCUCAGCAAGCUUGGAGAUGAUAGAAAACUGGGAAGAGUGGCUGAUGUGCCAGAGGGUCAUGAUGCCAUUGAGAGGCACCUUGACAGGCUGGAGAAAUGGGCUGGUAGGAACCUCAUAUGGUUCAACAAGAGGAAGUGUAAAAUCCUGCAGCUGGAAAGGAACAACCCCAUACACCAGUAUGUGCUGGGCCAGCCAGCUGGACAGCAUCUUGGCAGGAAAGGACUUGUGGGUCCUGAUGGACCCCAGGUUGAACAUGAACCAGCGAUUUUCGUGUUUGUUCUUAUUCCCAGGGAGAGGGCAAGAGCUCGGGAGGCACCACAGAAAUGGCUGCUGCAGAGACUCUUCCCGCCCGCCAACCUCACCAACCAGAGCAGCUGCAACGUGCACAACCACUACUUCUCCUCCAAAGUCACGUUCUCCCUUUUCUACACCGGCCUGCUGGUGUUCGGUGCCUGUGGCAACAUCCUGGCUCUCUGCAUCACCUUCCAGCGCAGGAAGAAGAAACUCAACUCCACCGACCUCUACCUGGUGAACCUGGCGCUCUCUGACGCCCUCUUCACCCUGGCGCUGCCAGGCAGGAUCGCCUACUACAUCCUGGAGUCCGACUGGCCCUUUGGGGACUGGUUCUGCCGAGCCACAGCCUUCGUUUUCUACAUGAACACCUAUGUGGGCAUCUACUUCAUGACCUGCGUGAGCGUGGACCGCUACGUCGCGGUGGUGCGCUCCAGGCACCCCGGCAGGAUUCGGAAGAUGAGCCGUGCCAGGGGCGUCUGCGCCCUCAUCUGGUGCUUGGUGUUCCUGCAGACGGCGCCGCUGCUGCUGCGGCCCAUGACGCGCAGGGUGGGGGACAAGCUGACGUGCAUGGAGUACUUCAACUUCGAGGAGAUUCCCAGACUGCCUUACCUGCUCCUGGGGGCUUGCGUGCUCGGGUUCUUCCUACCCGUGGGCAUCAUCUUGGUGUGUUACGUGAGGAUCAACCUCAAGCUCUGCCAGACUGCCAAGGAGAACCCGCUGACGGUGAAGAACGGGCACCACCGCCGGGCCUUCACCAUCAUCCUGGUGGUGCUGCUGGCUGUCCUGCUCUGCUUCAGCCCCUACCACAUCAACAUCGUUCAGUUUAUGGUUAGGAAGAUCCUCUACCAGCCAUCCUGCCGCGAGCAGCAAGCCUUCAAGAUGUCCCUUCAAGUCACUGUGGCAUUCAUGAACCUCAACUGCUGCAUAGACCCCAUCAUCUACUUCUUUGCCUUCCGGGGCUACAAGCGGAGGCUGCUCCUCAUCUUCAGGAACAGUGGCUCAGUGACCACUACCUCGAAGACCCCCUCUGAGAGCAACAGCAACAACCAGCCACCCGGCUCCGUCUCUGUCUAG